Molecule: messenger RNA, 660 nt
Organism: Schistosoma bovis
Lineage: Eukaryota; Metazoa; Platyhelminthes; Trematoda; Strigeidida; Schistosomatidae
Source: the annotation of a GenBank genome assembly
AUGAAGAUAAUCAUAUUGAUAUCCUUCAUUUUCUUACCUAUUAUACUAAACCAAGAUAUAAACGACCAAUCAAACAUUUUCCAUAGUAAUGAUUCCAGGUCUACAACAACAAACAACAGUUGGAGAGUACGCAAUGGUAACACGAAUGGUGAAAAGAAAAAGGGCUCAGUUGGUGGUGAAUUCGAAUUGUCGUGGUUUUCAGGAAAUUCAAAUCGAAGAUAUGCAUUUAAAGAAGAGGGAGAAGCAAAUGCUAAAGGUAAUUUCAAUAGACAUGGACGAGGGGAAUAUGAUAGUAUGUCAACACGUUCAUCCAGAUUCAAGGUGAAGGGUUCAAUUGACAAGUAUGGAAGACGCACAUUCCAAUAUUCCAAUUUGAGAAGAGGUGGAAAACGAAGGAGUUAUUCGAAAAGAUUUUCCGUUGACAAUUUCGAUAUCAAUGGUGAUGUAUAUUAUAAACGUAAAAGUAUGGGAUUAGGAUCAGACAGUGAAAGUGCUAAGCAUCUCAAAAUAAGACUCAAUUCUGAUAGUGAUUCUGAUAGUAGAAAUUCACUUGAAACUGAAAAUAGUAAAUCGAGAAGUAAACGUAGUGAUUCACAAACGGAAAAUACUACUCAUCGGAAUCGUUCUGUAUCUACAGUUGGUGAACGUGGAGGAUUUUAG